Nilaparvata lugens (brown planthopper) is the source of this 2871-nucleotide messenger RNA. RefSeq lists its product as uncharacterized. NCBI's taxonomy places the organism in Eukaryota, Metazoa, Arthropoda, Insecta, Hemiptera, Delphacidae. The record is from RefSeq and is a predicted model, not a curated record. The transcript has 2 exons. The coding region runs from base 1647 to 2321 and encodes 224 amino acids.
GAGAUGCUUCUUUGACGAAGUAACAUUUUUCAUCACUUAUCUUAUCUUUAAAUCUCAAAAGUUUGUCCGAUUGUUUUAGAAUUCUCUAAAAAACUUAGAGUUCAAAUUCUAUGGUGCAUUCAUCACUAAUGUAAUCUUCAGAUCUCAAAAGUCAGUCAAAUUGUUCUAGAUGUCUCUAGAAAACUUGAAUAGAGUUCAAACAAUGUGGUGUUUGGUUGAUUCAUGUUAUUACGUGAACAUUUAUCUCUAAAUGAUCAUCAGAUCUUGAAAGUUUGUCGUUUUGUUCUAAAAAUCUCAACAAGACUUGGAUAGUGCUCCUGUUAUAUUUUUAGUGUAUUAUUUGCGUUGGAGAUGAUAUAGAAUUGAGGCUGUUUCACAUCAUUUGUGAUUUAUAUUGAUUAUUGAGUUUAUACAAGCUCUAUUCCAAUAUUUCGAUAAGCUUUAUCCCAAUUUAUUUGUUUAAAAUCCAGCUCCAAUCAGGAAGUGCAUAUAUAGUGUAUUUUUGCGUUUGAGAUAAUGUACAAUUGAGGCUGUUUUACAGCAUUUGAGAUUCAUAUUCUGUAUUGAGGCAACUUGAAAACUCUAUUCCAAUAUUUUGAUAAACGUUUCUCAAAUUCAGUUGUUCAAAAGCUAGCUCCAAUCAGAUAGUGCACAUGGUGUAUUUUUUGCGUUUAAGAUAAUAUAGAAUCGAGGCUGUUUUACAUCAUAUUUGUGAUUCAUAUUCUGUAUAUAUUGAGGUUAUCUACAAGCUUUACUCCAAUAUUUCUAUAGCUUCUCCCAAAUUUGUUUGUUCAAAAUCCAGCUCCAAUCGGAAAGUGUAUAAUUAUAUAAUUUAUUUUUUGCGUUUGAGAUGAUAAAGGAUUGAGGCUGUUUCACAUCAUUUAUGACUCAUAUUCUGUAUUGAGGCUACUUACAAGCUUUAUUCCAAUAUUUUGAUAAACGUUUCUCAAAUUUAGUUGUUCAAAAGCUAGCUUUAGAUAUAGAUAGUGCAAUUAUUGUCAGGGUUACAUCAUACUAUUUUGUUCUUUGGUUACGUUCUUUCGGAUUUAAUAGGAUUAACCAAGACUAGAUCUACUUAUUUGGAUCAGAUUCACAAAUUAGUCAAUUUAAAUCGUCAGUAUUCAUCUCAUUGUUCCGAAAGAGUGUUUCUCCCAACUGUAAAAAGUGAGAUUAUUAUUGUUUUUGAUGUGAGCUGUGAAUAAGCGUUAUUGUGUUUGUAGAUAUCCUAACAAAAUAUACUCUUGUAAUUUGUAGAUAAAAAGAUUACAAGUAACAAAGAUCUAGAAAUAAUAUUUUGUAGAUCUCCUAACAAAAUUGACUAUAGUCUCAUGAGUUCUAAUCAUAAUAUGACGUAGUAGGUUCCAAACUCGAACAAAUAUCGUGAUUAUGUAUUGAUUUAUAUAAUACAUUUUAUGUUAUUGCAAUUCUGGAGUGUUGAAAAGGUUUUUAAUACGACGUAGUAGGUUCAAAACUCAACCAAAUAUCAUGAUUAUGUAUUGAUUUUGAAUAUUUAUAUGAUACAUUUUGUAUUAUUGAAAUAACUCUGGAGUGUUGAGAAGUUUUUUGUAAAAUUUGAGUGACAAACCCUGUUUUGGGAGUUUGAUGGAGUUGAAAAUCACGUGAUAUCGCGAAAAAGUGCCAAAGCUAUGGGACAAACUCUGUCAUGUUUUGUAAACAGGAGAAGGGUCAACAUUUAUUAUAAGAUAGCUGUAAUCAACAAAAUCGUCGACGAACUCCUCAAGUACUCCCGGGAAGCCAUCAUCGACGCCAACCUCGACAGGAUACCAGUUCCGGACAUCUCCAAGUCGUUCGUCGGCCCCGUGGGGACUCAGGGUCACUUCCUUGCCACUAACGGAUCUACAGCCUACCUCUCCACCGUUCACCGUACCGGCAACGCUCACAUGAUCUCCGGUAAAGCCACCGUUACACUGAUCCUCAACCUCGGUUUAGAACGGUUAACCGUCGAUUACGACCAGUAUGAAGCAAAAUACAUGAACAUCGGACCUCGUGGUAAGAUGCGGGUAACCGUGGAUCAAAACUCUAUCUACGCUGUGCUAAGUCUCAAAUACAAUUUAGUUGACUGUACCCAAGAACUUGUAACUUUGAUAAUCGACCACUUCGACGGUAUUAACGUCCGUAUGACCGGUUUGGAUCCUUUCAACUGGCUUUUAGAUGACGUAGUAACCUGGGUAGCUAGUGAUUUUAAAGACAGUAUCAAGCUGGCAAUUGAACAAGGUUUGCAACAAGCUAUCAAGGAGGCGUUGAAAAAGUAUAAUAUCUGCAAGUAUUUGCCGCAUAUACAUCAUAAUAGUGCUAUGUAAAUAUAUCAUAGAAUAAAAAAUCGUAUAAAAGUUUUCAUUUAUAUUAUUAUUAUGUGAUAUAAAUUUACCGUGUAACGUAAUAGUGGUUAGUGAAUACGAUGUAGAUGCGUGAUUUAGUGACUGUGACUUCGACGAAAAUAAAAGUAGGAACGGAACUAAUAUUACCGAACAAAUAUGUAGUCUGGACUCUGUUAUCAUGUGAGUAGAUAAUAAUGAAUAUGCGAUAGAAUAACUGUAGCUUGAAUGAAAAUAAAUGUAGCAUUGUAGGAGCAUAACUAGAUUACCGGAGAAUAUAAUAUAGUCUAAACUUUGUAAUCAAGUGAUAAUUUUGAGAAUGUGGUAGAAUGAUACUGUGACUUGAACGGAAGUGAAUGUAGCAUUGUAGAAAACGAACUUAAUUUCCAGAAACAUAUAGGUCCACAAUAAUUAUUUAUAAUCGAGUGGAAUAUAUUUCAUAAGAAUGAACUGAAAUCAUAGAAAAUACACGUAAUUCAUCGGAGUUGAUUGUGACUGAUAUUGUUUAAUAUACGAUGCCUGCUUUGCUCUCAUA